Messenger RNA from Oryctolagus cuniculus (rabbit), 1596 nucleotides. RefSeq names its product G protein-coupled estrogen receptor 1 (gene GPER1). Gene Ontology annotation, molecular function: G protein-coupled receptor activity; nuclear estrogen receptor activity. Gene Ontology annotation, biological process: G protein-coupled receptor signaling pathway; nuclear receptor-mediated steroid hormone signaling pathway; cellular response to estradiol stimulus. The record is from RefSeq and is a predicted model, not a curated record. NCBI's taxonomy places the organism in Eukaryota, Metazoa, Chordata, Mammalia, Lagomorpha, Leporidae. Gene Ontology annotation, cellular component: Golgi apparatus; membrane.
AUGCAGCCUGCCGCUGCCAACGACACCUCUGCGGAGCUCAACCUGUCGCAGCCGGUGCCGGGCGCCGCCCUGGGGAACCAGACGGGCCUCUCGGAGCACCAGCAGUACGCCAUCGGCCUGUUCCUCUCCUGCCUCUACACCAUCUUCCUCUUCCCCAUCGGCUUCGUGGGGAACCUCCUGAUCCUGGUGGUGAACAUCAGCUUCCGGCACAAGAUGACGGCCCCCGACCUGUACUUCAUCAACCUGGCGGCCGCGGACCUGGUCCUGGUGGCCGACUCGCUCAUCGAGGUGUUCAACCUGCACGAGCAGUACUACGACAUGGCCGUGCUCUGCACCUUCAUGUCACUCUUCCUGCAGAUCAACAUGUACAGCAGCGUCUUCUUCCUCACCUGGAUGAGCUUCGACCGCUACAUCGCGCUGGCCAAGGCCAUGCGCGCCGGCCUGCUGCGCACCAAGCAGCAGGCCAGGCUGAGCUGCGGCCUCAUCUGGAUGGCCGCGGUCUCGGCCACACUGGUGCCCUUCACGGCCGUGCAGCUGCGGCACACGGAGGAGGUCUGCUUCUGCUUCGCGGACGUCCGGGAGGUGCAGUGGCUGGAGGUCACACUGGGCUUCGUCAUCCCCUUCGCCGUCAUCGGGCUCUGCUACUCCCUCAUCGUGCGGGCGCUGGUCAGGGCCCACAGGCACCGCGGGCUGCGGCCCCGGCGGCAGAAGGCCCUGCGCAUGAUCUUCGCCGUGGUGCUCGUCUUCUUCAUCUGCUGGCUGCCCGAGAACGUGUUCAUCAGCGUGCACCUGCUGCGGCGGGCGCAGCCCGGGGCCGCGCCCUGCACCCAGUCCUUCCGCCACGCCUACCCCCUCACCGGCCACAUCGUCAACCUGGCCGCUUUCUCCAACAGCUGCCUGAACCCCCUCAUCUACAGCUUCCUCGGGGAGACCUUCAGGGACAAGCUGAGGCUGUACGUGGAGCAGAAGACGAACCUGCCGGCCGUGAACCGCUUCUGCCACGCCGUCCUGAAGGCCGUGGUCCCGGACAGCGCCGAGCAGUCAGAGGUGAAGCUGAGCAGCGCGGUCUGAGGCCUCGCUCGGGGGCCCCCGUGGGGUGCCGCUUCAGCUCCUGUGCCCUGGCCAGGGUCACCCUUGGGGCGACUAGGGAGCCCCCCUGCAGGCCCUUCGAGACAUGCGUGGCUCCUGCUGCAGCCCAGGGACGCCUGUGUGUCCCGCAGCUCCUGAGUGCACGCACUGUACAAGGCCGUGACAGGGACAAGGAAGGCACUCAGUGCAGCAGAGCCACGAGGCUCCGGCCCCUGGACACAGAGCGUGCUCCACGGGGUGUGUCCAGGCCUGGGACCCUGGCCUGGGGUGAGAAGGAAGCAGAUUUCUCUGCUGGGCCCUGGGCACCCACUUCACCGCCCCUCCCGAGAUCCCCCAACACUGCAGGAGGCGGGCCGGGUGGCCGAGAGAGCUGUGGGCAUGGGGGUGGCCGCCAGCCGCCACAGUGGAGCACUCCCACAGUGUGGCUGAAGGGUUGGCCUCUGCAGAGAGCAACCAUGCAGGCAGUGUCACAAUGUAACUCCUCAUUAAAGUGUGCAGAAAAGGAAA